CGUGCCAGCCGACCCGCCCCCGCUCCGGUCCCGGGCGCCCCUCUCAGCCCCCGGCCUCCGCGAAGAAGGCCCCGGGACUCGCGCGUUCCAAGCGCCCCCUGCCGCCUCUCCGGUGCCUGGGAGGCGGCCCCAUCGCAGACCCCGGCCCGGCUGGGCCGGCCCCUGUGAAUGGGCCGGCGGGCGGAGCAGCACGGAGGGCACCGCCCUCGGCCCGCCCGCCUGGGAGGGGACGCGAGCGGGUGGCUGCGCCAGCAGCGCCCGCCUGGGGCCCGCGGCUCUCUGCGCUCGGCCUCCCGGGCUGCGGGGACGGGACGGGUACCGGCGCGGGCUCUGCGGGCCGGGAGCCGAGUCCGGGCCGGAGCCCGAGCCGCCGCGGGAGGCCAGAGGGCUGUGCGCGGAGAUGGCGGCGCCGGCGGCGGCAGCGGCGGCGGAAGGGAUGGAGCCGCGGGCGCUGCACUACCAGCAGACCCUGAUGUAUGGCCGCUAUACUCAGGAGCUGGGGGCCUUUGCCAAAGAGGAAGCUGCUCGGAUCCGCCUGGGAGGGCCGGAGCCCUGGAGGGGUCCGCCUUCCCCUCGGACUCCCCCAGAGCUCCUGGAAUACAGACAGAGCCGCUGCACCCGAUGCCACAUCUGUUCCGUACACUGCCAUAAGUUCCUAGUGUCCAGGGUUGGUGAAGACUGGAUCUUCCUGGUCCUGCUGGGGCUCCUCAUGGCGCUGGUCAGCUGGGCCAUGGACUAUGCCAUCGCUGCCUGUCUGCAGGCUCAGCAGUGGAUGUCCCGGGGCUUGAACACCAACCUCUUGCUCCAGUACCUGGCCUGGGUCACUUACCCCAUCGUCCUCAUCACUUUCUCAGCCGGCUUCACACAGAUCCUGGCUCCUCAGGCUGUCGGGUCCGGCAUCCCCGAGAUGAAGACCAUCUUGCGGGGAGUGGUGCUGAAAGAAUACCUCACUCUCAAGACCUUUGUAGCUAAGGUCAUCGGGCUGACCUGUGCCCUGGGAAGCGGGAUGCCCCUCGGCAAAGAGGGCCCUUUUGUGCAUAUUGCAAGUUUGUGUGCCGCCCUGCUCAGCAAGUUCCUCUCCCUCUUUGGGGGCAUCUAUGAGAAUGAAUCCCGGAAAACAGAGAUGCUGGCCGCUGCCUGUGCUGUGGGAGUGGGCUGCUGCUUUGCCGCACCUAUUGGAGGCGUCCUGUUCAGCAUUGAGGUCACCUCCACCUUCUUCGCUGUGCGGAACUACUGGCGGGGCUUCUUUGCUGCCACCUUCAGUGCCUUCAUCUUCCGGGUCUUGGCAGUCUGGAACCGUGAUGAAGAGACCAUUACAGCUCUCUUCAAAACCCGAUUCCGGCUCGACUUCCCCUUUGACCUCCAGGAGCUGCCUGCCUUUGCUGUCAUUGGUAUUGCUAGUGGCUUCGGGGGAGCGCUCUUUGUCUACCUGAACCGGAAGAUUGUUCAGGUGAUGCGGAAGCAGAAAACCAUCAACCGCUUCCUCAUGAAGAAACGCCUGCUCUUCCCGGCUCUGGUGACCCUGCUCAUCUCCACUCUGACCUUCCCCCCUGGCUUUGGACAGUUCAUGGCUGGACAGCUCUCACAGAAAGAGACACUGGUCACCCUGUUUGACAACCGGACAUGGGUCCGCCAGGGCCUGGUGGAGGAGGAGCUAGAGCUGCCUGGAACCGCACAGGCCUGGAACCCACCACGUGCCAACGUCUUCCUCACCCUGGUCAUCUUCAUUCUCAUGAAGUUCUGGAUGUCUGCACUAGCCACCACCAUCCCGGUGCCCUGCGGGGCCUUCAUGCCUGUUUUUGUCAUUGGAGCAGCAUUUGGGCGUCUGGUGGGUGAAAGCAUGGCUGCUUGGUUCCCAGACGGGAUUCACACGGACAGCAGCACCUACAGGAUUGUGCCUGGGGGCUACGCAGUGGUGGGGGCAGCUGCGCUGGCAGGAGCAGUGACACACACAGUGUCCACAGCCGUGAUCGUGUUCGAGCUCACAGGCCAGAUUGCCCACAUCCUGCCCGUCAUGAUUGCCGUCAUCCUGGCCAACGCCGUUGCCCAGAGCCUACAGCCCUCACUCUAUGACAGCAUCAUCCGAAUCAAGAAACUGCCCUAUCUGCCUGAGUUGGGCUGGGGCCGCCACCAGCAGUACCAGAUGCGAGUGGAGGACAUCAUGGUGCGGGAUGUUCCCUAUGUGGCCCUCAGCUGCACCUUCCGGGACCUGCGGUUGGCACUGCACAGGACCAAGGGCCGCAUGUUGGCUCUAGUGGAGUCCCCUGAGUCCAUGAUCCUUCUGGGCUCCAUCGAGCGCUCGCAGGUGGUGGCAUUGCUGGGGGCCCAGCUGAGUCCAGCCCGCCGGCGGCAGUACAUGCAGGAGCGUCGAGCUGCCCAGACCUCUCCACCAUCUGAUCAGGAGAGUCUCCCCAGCCCUGAGACCUCUGCUCACUUCCAGGUGAACACAGAGGACUCAAGCUUCCCUGCAGCCCGGGGGGAGACUCACAAGCCACUGAAGCCUGCUCUCAAGAGGGGGUCUAGCAAUACCAUGAACCUCAGGGAGAGUCCCACAGGGAAUGUGGAGCCAGCAGGCAUUACCCUCAGGAGUCUGUUCUGUGGCAGUCCACCCCCUGAGGCUGCUUCCGAGAGCACCUCGGACCUGGAAGGCGAGAUGACCCCUGAGGAGAUUCUGGAGUGGGAGGAGCAGCAACUAGAUGAACCUGUCAACUUCAGUGACUGCAAAAUCGACCCCGCCCCCUUCCAGCUGGUGGAGCGGACCUCUUUGCACAAGACUCACACCAUCUUCUCACUGCUGGGAGUGGACCAUGCUUAUGUCACCAGUAUUGGCAGACUCAUUGGAAUUGUCACCCUAAAGGAGCUCCGGAAGGCUAUCGAGGGCUCUAUCACAGCACAGGGCGUGAAAGUCCGGCCCCCCCUUGCCAGCUUCCGUGACAGUGCCACCAGCAGCAGCGACACAGAGACCACCGAAGUGCAUGCACUCUGGGGGCCCCGCUCCCGUCACGGCCUCCCCGGGGAGGGCAGCCCUUCUGACAGUGAUGACAAGUGCCAGUGAACCCCUCGGUGGCCUGGGAUGGCGAUGGCCAUCAGCCAGAUCCUGCAGCUUCCCAUUCCUUCUGCCAUGGGAAAGCAGGAGGCAGCUGCAGCUGAAGGCUGGAGCCUCAGCCCCCCUUCCAGACCUGGGGUGCCAGCUUCUCCCAGUUCAUCCUACCUAGAACCUGACCCAGCACCCACCUGCAGCAAGUGUUCCAAGGGCAGGAAGAUCAGCACUGCCCUGGCAGGAUGAGGGUGGGGUCGCUUGACCCUUGACCCUGCUCCCCCUUUGAGGGGA
Messenger RNA from Ceratotherium simum simum (southern white rhinoceros), 3331 nucleotides. The record is from RefSeq and is a predicted model, not a curated record. NCBI's taxonomy places the organism in Eukaryota, Metazoa, Chordata, Mammalia, Perissodactyla, Rhinocerotidae.